Messenger RNA from Equus caballus (horse), 1727 nucleotides. NCBI's taxonomy places the organism in Eukaryota, Metazoa, Chordata, Mammalia, Perissodactyla, Equidae. The record is from RefSeq and is a predicted model, not a curated record.
GUGCUCAUCGAGGAGACGGCCCCUUUAGGAGGAGCCAGAGAAUCACUGAGAUCCCACCUGAUCCAGAGGCUUCAUCCAGAGGAACGGACUUUGACCGGGCCACGGAGCUCAUGCCAAAGACCAUGGGAACACUCAGAAGGCUUCCAGGAACCAUCCCCAGAAGAGGGGUCUUUGAGACCAGGAAACAGGUGCUCUGCUUUGGAUAGGAGGGGAUCAGCAGGUGUGCACUGGGGCUAUGAAGAGACCAUGACAGUCCUGGCCAUUCUCAGUAUCUUUUAUGAAAAACUCCAGACUCAUCAGCAGAACAUCCAGAUCUAUAGGGCCAUGGCAGAACAACUGCAGGAGCAGGGCUUUCUGCAGACCCCAGAGCAGUGUCUCACCAAGUUCAAAAACCUACAGUCAUGUUACUUCAAAGUGAGGAGAGGCCACAUGCCUGAGCCUUGUAUCUUUCAUGAGGAAAUGGAUGUCCUUUCAAGCUCCUGGGCCUCUGUGCAACUGUUACAAGGCCAAGAGGGAAGAGAUAUGGAUGCUGGAGAGUUGAGUCAGCAGAACAAGGAGCCCACAGAGGUUGGAGAAGUUACCACUGUGGAUGGUGCUGCUGGGGAGGAAAAGCACUUCAGGGAUCCUGGCCAGGAAGUUAGCAGACUUGACCUGUCACUCCUGUUACCCAACAGACUUGAUUUUGAGAUCAAGUAUGGGAUUAAAAAUGAGAAUGUGAAAUGGGAUGACUCAGAGGAAGCAGAAAUGAACAAGGCCCAGUGGAGAAAGUCUAGUGAAACUUUUUGGUACUCUGAGCUAACAAGAGGCUGGAAGGAUGAGCCAAAGUCAGGCAGGCAACAUAGAUGUUCUCCAGGUGAGAGUGAGGAGAAACCCCCAUCCCAGGAGAGGAUGAGUCACCAGAGACUUCAUACUGGGAGGAAGGCCUGUGGAUAUCUCCUGUGUGGGAGGAAGUGCUCUCAGAGUUCUCCCUCACCAUCAGCCGGCUCCAGAACUGGAAGAAGCUUCUUGUAUUGUUACAAAUGUGGGAAAAGCUUUAGCCAAGGUUCUUAUCUUGUUUGUCAUCAGAGAAUCCACACAGGAGAGAAGCCUCACAAGUGCAGUGAAUGUGGGAAGGGCUUUAGUGAGCACUCCACCCUCACAACUCACCUAAGAACUCACACCGGGGAGAGACCCUACCAGUGUGGAGAAUGUGGGAAAAGCUUCAGCCAGAGCUCCAGCCUCAUUGUCCACCAGAGGACCCACACUGGGGAGAAGCCCGAUCAGUGCCCUGUCUCUGGAAAGAGAUUCAACAACAGUUCCCGGUUUAGCAGCCACCACCCAGUCCAUCCUGGGGAGAGCCCAUACGAUUGUGAGCAGUGUGGGAAAAGCUUCAACAACAGCUCCCACUUCAGGGCCCGCCAGAAAACGCACACUGGGGAAAAGACUUACAGGUGCUGUCAGUGUGCAAAAAGCUUCACGAAGAACUCUGCCCUCAUACGCCAUCAGGGGGUACAUAAAUGAGAUACCCACAUCACAGGAAGGAGGAGAGAUGCCAUGAGUGUGUAGGAAACCUGACAGAUCAAUUCCUUAGGUCAACAUAUGUUAUUUAGAGCUUCCUUCUGCUUAUGGAGAGUUCUACCAGCCAAUCCCUGGCUUAGCAGUAGAGUUACUGACAACCAGUUAAGCACUUCAGAACCAUGUCCAGGAAUAGGAAUCAUCAUAAGAAUGGUAAACUCUUUCUAGCUCUG